UGCCUUGAAGCCCUUGAAAACAAGACUCUAAAAUCUGGAGUCUCAGGACAGGCGGAGCUUCCUACGUUUACACAUCUAAUCUCUAGAGCUAAAAUGCAAGUGAAUCCAAGGAAGAAAGAGACUUUUAGGAGAUCAGCCCCUCAAAAGGAUGGGACAGCUGUGAUCUCAUUCCAGAAAGCUCCAGUACCCGCAUUCUGUCCUCCUGUGUCAAAAUCCAGCCAUUUUCUUAGUUACAGAAACACAUGUCUUUGCCCUUUGUCAUACUGAGCUCUUAAUUGGCUUGACCCAUCACACUGCUAGAUAAAAAGGCUACAAUCCCUAGACUAAGUAGGUCUCCAGCUGGGGUAGAAAGUCUCACCCAAGACAGGCAGGGGACGAGAACCUAGAGCCUGCUCCCUCACCAAGGCCCUUAUCGACCAGCUUUUGAGGAGGACUACAAAACUGAUACUCGAUCCCAAUUUACUUUUUCCUUAUCUUCCAUCUCACAGAUAGGAAACCCUAGAGAAGAAGCUUAAGGGCCAGAAGAAGCAGCGGAGAAGAAGAUAGCAGAAAGAUGGGGAGUGGAGCCAGUGCUGAGGACAAAGAACUGGCCAAGAGGUCCAAGGAGCUAGAAAAGAAGCUGCAGGAGGAUGCUGACAAGGAAGCCAAGACCGUCAAACUGCUACUGCUGGGUGCUGGGGAGUCAGGAAAGAGCACUAUCGUCAAACAGAUGAAGAUCAUUCAUCAGGAUGGCUAUUCACCAGAAGAGUGUCUGGAGUACAAGGCCAUCAUCUACGGGAAUAUGCUGCAGUCCAUCUUGGCUAUCAUCCAGGCCAUGUCCACACUGGGUAUUGACUAUGCUGAACCAAGCUGUGCGGAUACUGGGCGACAGCUCAACAACCUGGCUGACUCCACUGAGGAGGGCACCAUGCCUCCCGAGCUGGUUGAGGUCAUCAGGAAGUUGUGGAAGGAUGGUGGGGUGCAAGCCUGCUUCGAGAGAGCUGCAGAGUACCAGCUCAAUGACUCAGCAUCUUACUACCUGAACCAAUUAGACCGGAUUACAGCCCCUGACUACCUCCCUAAUGAGCAAGAUGUGCUACGAUCCAGAGUCAAAACCACAGGCAUCAUUGAGACCAAGUUUUCCGUCAAAGACUUGAACUUCAGGAUGUUUGACGUGGGAGGGCAACGAUCAGAGAGAAAGAAGUGGAUCCACUGCUUUGAGGGAGUCACCUGCAUCAUUUUCUGUGCGGCCCUCAGUGCCUAUGAUAUGGUGCUAGUGGAAGAUGACGAAGUGAAUCGCAUGCAUGAGUCAUUACACCUCUUCAACAGCAUAUGUAACCACAAGUUCUUUGCGGCUACUUCCAUUGUCCUCUUUCUCAACAAGAAGGACCUCUUUGAGGAAAAAAUCAAGAAAGUCCAUCUCAGCAUUUGUUUUCCAGACUAUGAUGGGAACAACUCUUUUGAAGAUGCAGGGAAUUACAUCAAGAGUCAGUUCCUUGACCUCAACAUGCGAAAAGAUGUCAAAGAAAUCUACAGUCACAUGACCUGUGCUACAGACACACAGAAUGUCAAAUUUGUAUUUGAUGCAGUUACAGAUAUUAUCAUCAAAGAAAAUCUCAAGGACUGUGGGCUGUUCUAAUCCUCAUCACUCCUCAAGUAUACAUUCCACAAACAGGCUUGGAAUCUGGUUCAUUUCAAGCAGAAAAAUCAUAGAUCAAUAUACCAUGGCAUGAAGAGUGAAUCCAUUCUCCCUUGGAGACAGACUCUACAUGAUCACAACUGUGUCCCAUAUAUUCUUUUCAAAGUGGGGUAGCUAGUAGUGUUUAAAGAAUACAAACCCAAGAGUCAGAAGACCCAGGUGCCAGUACUGGUUCUGCAAUUUACUACAAAGUAUAAAUAUUUCAUUUCUCUGAGCCUUGAGUCCCUCAUCUAUAAAAUGAAGGUAACUUUUCUACUACUUCACAGGGUUAUUCUUAAUGAUCACAAACAUAACUGAAGGGAAGGAACAUAAAAGCUGUGUGGUCAGAGUCACAGAAAGAAAUCCUAUGUAAAAGCAGCCAUUUAUGAAAUUCAAGACCAAGUUUUUAGAUGAACUAUCCCAAGCACAAUAGCAACUUUCCCUACUGUCUGGAAAAAAUUAAAAAAUAAAAAAUGAGAUCUCAGUAAACCUUACCACCAUUUUUUACUAACAGACCCUAUGUGCCUUAGCUCAGAGAUCUGGAUCACUGAAUAGAAGAUGUAAGUUUGUUAGUUUCUAAGGCACAUGUCUAAAAAUGAUCAUCUUUAUUAAGCAGACUCUCUCUCUGCCUCCCAACUACUGUAAAAACUGAGUUUCCUUUAUCUCUGUAAGUAACUGUCUCAAGUGCACAAGACACUUUCUGAAUAAAUUUAGAAGACUUCAACACACUCCCACUUGGAGUAUUAAUGAUUUUUAUUGCUACCACUUCUCGAUCACAGAAUUUAGAGUAACUGAGCAAACCUAGAAUUCUCAUUUCAACUGCUACAUGUUUCAGAACAAAAAAAAAGCAGCUGAUCUUGCUUUGGGCAUUGAAAAUCUUUGCAGUUGGAUCCAUGUGAUGCCUGGCUGAAAACAACAUCUCCCGAUACAGGACAACAAGUAAAUUAUUUCUUUGAACUCCUUUGAGGGGAAACAAAGCUUGCAUUUAUCUUGACAGGAGGUGGUGAAGUCAAGUACAGAUUUAGCAUCUACAACUACUAGUGAGGAAAGCUCCUGGCGUCCAAGAUUUAGUAUAUACAAGAAAGUGUCAAUUAAAAUGAAAAUCUGUUCCUUGCCAGAAACACAUAUUCACACUUAGCCUGUUACUAGCAAUAUUGAUACUAGAGAGCCAUAUGAGCUUGAAAUACACUGAAGAAUAAAUUUGCAGCUGUUAAAAUUGGACUCAUUUAAUCGUCUUUUUGAUUCCAUGAAAAGAAGUCAACUUGGGAGAAGUACCAGAGAAAUAAGGGAAAGUACUCUAUUGCCAAUUAUAAAACUUUACCACAUAAAAAAACCUGGGCAAGACUUCAUGCAUCCAAGAGCUCUGUUCAGGGACUGUUUCUAAAUGGCAUAUUCCAACUAUCACUAACCUGUUUUGCUUUAACUCCAUAUACAGGGGUUACGAGCCUUUUUUUGCAUGAUGGAUCCCUCCAACAGUCUGAUGAAACCUAUAGACCUCUUCUCAGGAUAUUUAAAAAUGCGUAAAAUUAUAAGGGAAACCAACAUACUAGGAAUAAAUUCUACCUUUGGAGCCCUGAAGUCCCAGGUUAAGAAUCCUCACUCCGGCUAAGAUCCUGUUUAUUCAGGCCCCAAAUCUAAUUUAUCUCACUUAUCCGAUCUUCAGAUAGGGUAGCCCAACUUCCCCACAAAUUGUAUCAGAUUGUUUACUUCUUUUAUGAUCUUCUCCUUGCUCUUUGACUCUAAGCAGGACUUGGUUAGAGGCCAAACUAUAAAAGCCUACCCUAGGCUUCUUGGUUAUGGAUGUUCAUAUACAACCGGCCCUAUAGUCCAAGCAUGAAAAUAGCCAAUGGGCCUGGUCUUCUGGUACUCUACUCACUCUGCUGUCUUUGUCUUCUUUUGCUUC
Molecule: messenger RNA, 3560 nt
Organism: Acinonyx jubatus (cheetah)
Lineage: Eukaryota; Metazoa; Chordata; Mammalia; Carnivora; Felidae
Gene: GNAT2
Product: G protein subunit alpha transducin 2
Exons: 8
Coding region: 554-1618 (354 amino acids)
Biological process (GO): adenylate cyclase-modulating G protein-coupled receptor signaling pathway; detection of chemical stimulus involved in sensory perception of bitter taste
Cellular component (GO): heterotrimeric G-protein complex; photoreceptor outer segment; photoreceptor inner segment
Molecular function (GO): GTPase activity; GTP binding; G protein-coupled receptor binding
Source: RefSeq, a predicted model, not a curated record